This is a messenger RNA of Musa acuminata AAA Group (dessert banana), 1702 nucleotides long. Its product is annotated as probable protein phosphatase 2C 10. The transcript is spliced from 5 exons. Lineage: Eukaryota; Viridiplantae; Streptophyta; Magnoliopsida; Zingiberales; Musaceae. Gene Ontology annotation, molecular function: protein serine/threonine phosphatase activity. Bases 379 to 1230 code for a protein of 283 amino acids. The record is from RefSeq and is a predicted model, not a curated record. Gene Ontology annotation, biological process: peptidyl-threonine dephosphorylation.
CGUAGCAUGCGUGUUAUUAGCAGGCAGCAAAGUCAACAUUUCGCUGUAUGCUAUCAUUUAUUUUAUUUAUUGUUGUUACUGCUCUCCGCCUUUCUUUCUUUCUUUAUUUAUUUCUUUUUCCUUCCGGGUUCAGACUAUUCUCAUGCCUGCACUGCAGUUCAUCUUCCCCAAACCUCGUCUCCCCUUCAGUCUCUCGUAGUGGCGAUCGGAUCUUUAGUAAAGAUUCGAUCUUGGCGCGUUUUCGCGACGCGGAGCGGAUUCUUUUUAGGAAAAAGUUGAAACUUUUGUCAGUGCGGUGAGGCCACAAUCGAAUCUUGGGAGCGGCGAGAGAUUUGAUGUUGAGAAUUUAGCGGGGCGGGCUGCGGUAGUUGGGGUUUUAUGGAUAGAUUUUGCUGCUUCAGAGGUUCCUCCUCUCAGUUUGCAGGUUCCUCAUCUGAUGCCGGUAAAGGGAGAAGUUCUCAAGGUCGCACAAAAGUUACUUAUGGAUUUAACCUUGUAAAAGGGAAAACCAAUCAUCCAAUGGAGGAUUAUCAUGUUGCCAAGUUCAUUAAUAUGAGAGGACAGGAGCUCGGUUUAUUUGCUAUAUUUGAUGGUCAUUUGGGAAAUAUUGUGCCUGCCUAUUUACAGAAGCAUCUAUUUACUAAUAUUUUAAAAGAGGAACAAUUUUGGACCAAUCCGGAUGUGGCCAUUGCAAAUGCCUAUGAAAAAACAGACAAGGCAAUUCUUUCACACAGUCCUGAUCUUGGGCGAGGUGGUUCAACUGCAGUUACUGCAAUUCUCAUUAAUGGCAGGAAAUUGUGGGUUGCUAAUAUUGGUGACUCACGAGCAGUUCUUGCAAAAGGUCAACAGGUAUUACAAUUGACAAUUGAUCAUGAUCCCAGUACUGAACGAGGAAGUAUCGAGAAUAAAGGUGGCUUUGUCUCAAACAUGCCAGGAGAUGUCCCAAGAGUUAAUGGCCAGUUAGCUGUUUCCCGUGCCUUUGGGGACAAGAGUCUUAAAUCACAUUUGCGGUCAGAUCCUGAUAUACGUUGUGAAAAUGUUACUGGGGAGACCGAGCUACUCAUCCUUGCUAGUGAUGGUAUAUGGAAGGUUAUUAGCAAUGAAGAGGCAGUUAAUAUUGCUAGAAGGUUUAAAGAUCCACAAGCAGCAGCAAGGCAGCUGACCACUGAGGCACUGAACAGAGACAGCAAAGAUGACAUAUCUUGUAUUGUUGUGCGACUGAGAGCAUAAAGAAUGCUUACUCCUUCAGUUGACGGUGAUCAGAAAUUUGGAUCAUUGAAGAGGUCAUUAAUUUAGUUUCAUAAGGGCAUCCUCAAGUUGAAAGCACCAAGAAUUUCGGCCUUCCGCUACAAAACAUGAGACAGGUGCCACUCUUGCCAUUCGAUAUCCGCUGUAAAUGCCUUUGCAAUUGUGGUGAGUGUGAUACUAUAUGAUUUCGUGUGGUAAUCAGAAGAAUCCCUCUUCUUAAGUAGCAUGGCAACUCAGCAGGUCCUAUUUGAAAGAUCACCAUCAGUUAAUUAUGAUUGGUGGGAUUGCUUAUCUUUUAUUUUGCUUUUUUUUUUUCUUCUUUUCUUGUCUGCUUUUACAAUGAGAAGCAGAUGGUGUUUUAGCUUGCUUGCAGUAUUCCUGAUAAUAAUCCAAGUGUUGUUGUAAUUGAUUGGCAUAUUUCUUAUUCUUAAUCUAGUGCCUAUGGAUUUAUGCA